This is a messenger RNA of Moneuplotes crassus, 1009 nucleotides long. The record is from the annotation of a GenBank genome assembly. NCBI's taxonomy places the organism in Eukaryota, Ciliophora, Spirotrichea, Euplotida, Euplotidae.
AUAAAAAGGAUAAACCUAACAUGAAAGUAAUAGCGUUCCUGCUUUUAUCGCUACUAGUCACUGUAAAUGCAGUCACUAGUUACACACUUAAUGGCGCAGAUUGGACAGAUGCACUCUGUCAGAACGGUACAAGACAAAGCCCCAUCAACAUUGACACGAAGUAUACGAGUAUUCUUACUGAUAAGAGUGUAUCAAUUGAUGGAAUGAAUGUUGCUACUGUUACAUUGAGUUAUGAUGCCAGUCAUUUGCAGAUAACCGAUGAUUUCAUUGCUACUGCUACUUUGAGAUCAGAUGAAGAUGAGAGGGAGUAUACAUUUGUUAAUACUCAUUUCCAUGCUCCAUCUGAGCAUACUGUUGAUGGAGUCCAAGCUGAUCUUGAAUCUCACACAGUCUUUGCCAGACAAGGUAGAACUUAUGCUGAUUAUCUUGUUUUGGGUGUAAUGUGGGUUCAUGAUAAUGAUGCUAAAAAUGAUUCUUAUUUGGCAGCUAUCAAUGCUGGUGGACUCACAACCACUCCAUCUACACAAAGUAUUUCAAAUGUUCCUUUUAAAGACUUCUACGGGUGGGCAAGCCCAAAAGAAAAGUAUACUUAUAUUGGAUCUUUGACUACACCAAACUGCACUGAAAAUGUUGAAUGGUUUGUUGUAAAGGAAACGAGAAAGAUUAACUCUGCUCAGCUUUCUGAGUACACCAGCAAGUGGGCAGGUAACAGCGGAUUUGCUUCUGGUAAAGGAAACAACAGAAUCUUGAGACCCCUUGGAGCUAGACAAGUUUAUCUCACACACGGAGAAAAGAUUGAUAAAUGGGAACUAGCAUCGAUCAUCCUCGUUUGCUUGUUAGGUCUUCUUUCUGCUAUCCUUUCAGGAAUGAUAUUCUAUCAAUGCGUGUAUAAGAAGAACAAAAACCAAAGUAAUAAAGGAUAUGGAAGAAAUUCAGAAGCUCAAGGCUUGCACAAUGAAGGAGGACAAGCUAGUAACCCAUGUGCAGAAGAAAACUAGUAGGAAGGUCA